Rubroshorea leprosula is the source of this 2193-nucleotide messenger RNA. Lineage: Eukaryota; Viridiplantae; Streptophyta; Magnoliopsida; Malvales; Dipterocarpaceae. The record is from the annotation of a GenBank genome assembly.
AAUGUACUGUGCUGUGAGGAAGAAGCCGCCAUCGCCAUGCCAACUAUUAGCGUAGGGAGAGAUCGUCUCUUCGCUGCCUUGGGCAAGACCUACACACAAGAAGAGUUCGAGGAUCUGUGUUUCAGAUUCGGAAUUGAGCUCGAUGAUGUGACAACGGAGAAGGCCAUAAUUAGGAAAGAGAAGCACUUGGAAGAGGAAGUCGAUGAUGAUGAAGAAGUCAUCUACAAGAUUGAGGUUCCUGCUAACAGAUAUGAUUUGCUCUGUCUGGAAGGGCUUGCACUAGCUCUUCGCAUUUUCAAUGGGCUGGAGCAGAUACCCCAGUUCAAAGUUGCUAACAUUAGUAGGAAUUCAAUGCUUAAAAUGCAUGUUAAAGAGGAGACUUCUCUGAUACGACCCUUUGUUGUUUGUGCUGUUUUGAGGGGCAUAACUUUUGAUGAAGCGAGUUAUAAUAGCUUCAUUGAUCUCCAGGAUAAGCUUCACCAAAAUAUCUGCAGACGUAGAACCCUGGUAGCAAUUGGGACUCAUGAUUUGGACACAUUAGAAGGACCAUUCACAUAUGAGGCAUUACCACCUUCAGAAAUAAAUUUUGUGCCUCUUAAACAGGUGAAAAGCUUCAGAGCUGAUGAGCUGAUGGAGUUCUACAAGUCAGAUUUGAAACUGAAGAAAUUUUUGCACAUCAUCGAGAACUCACCAGUGUUUCCUGUCAUAUAUGACAGCAAGAGAACUGUUGUAUCUUUACCUCCAAUUAUUAAUAGUGCACAUUCAGCAAUCACCUUAAAGACAAAAAAUGUCUUUAUUGAAUGUACGGCCACUGAUUUGACCAAGGCAAAAAUUGUUUUAAAUACAAUGGUAACAACUUUUUCAUCAUAUUGUCAAAGAAAGUUUGAAGUGGAACCAGUUGAAGUGAAAUACUUUGAUGAAAAGUCAUAUUUGUAUCCUGAUUUAUCUGUAUUCAAUAUGGAAGUUCCUCUAUCCUAUAUCACUGAUUCAGUUGGAGUCUCAUUAAAGGCAGAAGAGGUAACUAGUCUGUUAAACCGCAUGCAGUUGCACGCCAACAUUGCCAAGGAGUCUGGAUCAGGUGAAAAUUGCAAUAUCAAUGUGUCAGUACCACCAACCAGAAGUGAUGUUCUUCAUCCAUGUGAUGUUAUGGAGGAUGUUGCAAUUGCUUUUGGGUACAACGAUAUUCCAAAGAGAAAGCCUUCAACUUUGAAGCCACUUCCUUUAAACCAGCUUAGUGAUCUUAUCAGACACGAGAUAGCAAUGAAUGGGUUUACUGAGGUAUUGACAUGGAUUUUGUGUUCCAAGAGAGAGAAUUUUGAGAUGUUGAACAGAAAGGAUGACAAAUCAACUGCAGUGAUUAUUGGGAACCCCCGUUCCUCAGAUUUUGAGGUUGUUCGUACAAGUCUAAUGCCUGGUAUGUUGAAGACAGUUGGACAUAAUAAAGACCAUCCAAAACCCUUAAAGAUUUUUGAAGUGGGUGAUGUGGUACUUUUGGAUGAAAACAAAGAUGUUGGUGCUUCGAACCGUCGCCUACUUGGUGCAUUGUAUUGUGGUGCUAACUCAGGUUUUGAGCUGAUUCAUAGCCUCGUUGAUAGAAUUAUGGAAGUUAUUGGGUCUCCUUUUGUUCCUGUUGGUGAUAAUACAGGAUAUUUCAUACAGCUUUCAGAGGAGCCUGAAUUUCUACCGGGUAGACAAGCUAGCAUUGUUUACAAAGGAAGACGCAUUGGCACUUUUGGCAUUGUGCAUCCAGAGGUCUUGAACAAUUUUGACAUCCCUGAUCCAUGCUCCUUCCUGGAAGUUAACAUAGAGACCUUCUUGUAAGGUUUUUCCAUGAUUGCUGGUGUACACUGGCAUUAUUAUACCUAGUUGAGAUUAUAAAUAUAUUUUAGAGGUGUGCAACUUUUGCUACUGAAAUCAGGAUAAAAAAAGAGAAGCAAUUAUGGACUGCUGCUUAACCAAUUAGCAGAGACAUCCAUUUGGCUUAGCAUAUAGUAAAAUCAUGUACUCUCUGAAAAUUGGUUAUAUCGGUCAGUUUACAUGCUUCACUUCAGUAAUAAUUUCUCACUGUUCCCGUAUUUUGAUUCAAGGAUUAAAUGAAGGAUUUGUGUGCUUUACAUUCCAUAAAUCUCUUCUAAUUUCCUUUCUGGUCUUCAUUAAUUGGAUGGAAUUAUAUUCCUCUCCUUUCUCAUUUCU